AUGAGAUUGUUCAUUCAACCUAUCCGGGCAUUGCGCCCAUUUCGCAUGCACCGAGGGACAUCAACGACAAUGACGCCCCGACUUCAUUAUUCAAGUGCAGCUUCAACUGGCCAUCGUGCUCCUCCAUUAGCUGGUAUCACUGUUGUGAGCUUGGAGCAAGCCAUUGCCGCUCCCUUUUGCACUCGCCAGUUAGCUGAUCUGGGAGCUCGUGUUAUCAAAGUCGAACGACCGGGCGUUGGCGAUUUUGCUCGUCAAUAUGAUGAUCGUGUCAAUGGAAUGUCUUCGCAUUUCGUCUGGACCAACCGAUCAAAGGAGAGCUUGGCGCUUGAUCUGAAAAGCAAGGAGGACCAUGCGGUGUUGAUGAGACUUUUGGAGAAAGCGGAUGUCCUCGUUCAGAAUCUGGCGCCAGGCGCAAGUGCACGCUUGGGUUUAUCGCAUGACGCCUUGAAAAAGAAGCACCCUGGUUUGAUCGUCUGCGAUAUCUCCGGAUAUGGCCAGGAUGGUCCGUAUCGCGACAAGAAAGCGUAUGAUCUUCUCAUUCAAAGUGAAGCAGGAAUGUUGUCCGUCACCGGUACCCUGAAGGAGCCGACAAAGGUGGCCAUCUCCAUUGGAGAUAUUGCUGCCGGUAUGUAUGCAUACACCAAUAUUCUUUCUGCUCUGCUUCAGCGUGGAAAGGACGGUCAAGGCUGUCGUAUCGACAUCUCUAUGCUGGAGAGCAUGGUCGAGUGGAUGAACUUUCCAAUGUACUAUGCCUUUAAUGGUGCCCCUGGCCCAGUGCCUUCGGGAGCAUCUCACGCUUCUAUUUAUCCAUAUGGACCAUUCGAAGCCAGUGACGGUCAGGUCAUGCUAGGAAUCCAGAAUGAAAGAGAAUGGGUCAAAUUCUGCUCCGACGUCUUGCAACAGCCUGAUUUGGCCGCAGACUCUCGAUUUUCCAGCAACACAAUGCGGACCAAGAAUCGUGAUGAACUAAAAGCGAUUAUCUGCGAUGUCUUCUCUCAUCUCACGGCCGCGGAGACUAUUAAGCGUUUGGAGGCGGCCUCGAUUGCGAAUGCAAACUUGAAUGACAUGCAAGGUGUCUGGAAACACGCACAGCUUAAGGCUCGCGAUCGCUGGGUCGAUAUUCAAACUCCAGUCGGCCCUGUACCGGCGCUUCUUCCACCAGGCUCCACAAAGUCAGCUAAGCAGGGCGGCUAUGGGGCUCAAAUGGGCUCGGUUCCGAAGGUUGGGGAACAUAAUAAGGAUAUUCUGGCGGAGUUGGGGUUGGUAGAAUAA
Molecule: messenger RNA, 1272 nt
Organism: Penicillium brasilianum
Lineage: Eukaryota; Fungi; Ascomycota; Eurotiomycetes; Eurotiales; Aspergillaceae
Source: the annotation of a GenBank genome assembly